This is a messenger RNA of Brugia malayi, 1842 nucleotides long. RefSeq lists its product as uncharacterized. Gene Ontology annotation, cellular component: BRCA1-BARD1 complex; plasma membrane; BRCA1-A complex. The transcript has 14 exons. Gene Ontology annotation, biological process: double-strand break repair via homologous recombination; positive regulation of transcription by RNA polymerase II; negative regulation of fatty acid biosynthetic process. Gene Ontology annotation, molecular function: metal ion binding; ubiquitin-protein transferase activity. Bases 1 to 1842 code for a protein of 613 amino acids. The record is from RefSeq and is a predicted model, not a curated record. NCBI's taxonomy places the organism in Eukaryota, Metazoa, Nematoda, Chromadorea, Rhabditida, Onchocercidae.
AUGCUUGCUUUAUCAGGGAGUCAAACCAAGUGCAAAAAUGGCUUUCAAAAAAUUAAGGAGCAAGUGGAAAGUAUCAAAAUGAUUCUACGAUGUGGCAUAUGCUGUUCAACUUUGCGUGAUCCAAUUAUGACCACUUGCAAUCAUGCCUUCUGCAGGGUUUGUCUCUUUGAGUGCUUCAAAAGGCUUUCACGGAUGCGAUGUCCUAUCUGCAAUAUGACUUUGAAUAAAAGAAGUUGCGCAAGUUGUCCAUUGCUGUCAUCUUUACUUGAUAAGUAUUUGCCGCUAGCUAAAGCAUUCAAAAAGGAUAUUAUGACUACUGGUUUUGCGAAAGAAGAUGAUUUCAUGGAAAGUCAGGUCCCAAUGACACAACUAGCGUCAGCGCCGUUACAAAUUUCCCAAAAUCAAUCACGAAAGUUGUUAAGAAUGGAAUCGAAAAGUGCGAAGCGCCGUAUCGCCCAUUCAAAACACAGACCGGAAAAAAAGCAGCGGAAUGAUGAGAUACAUUAUCCCAACUUGGUAAUAGAAACUGUCGCCAAUACCUGUGCAGGAACAUCAACAGUUAAGCACACUUCUUGCAGCUCUGAAAGUACGAUCAUAGGUUACAAUGCUAGUAGGUUGUUAUUCAGACAGCUUCAGAUGAACUCUGAGGAAUUCAACAUUGGUCAAAAGGAAAGUGAAAAUGUUAGAAUUCGAAACAAUGGAAAAGAACACAGAAAUCGACUGAUUAGUAUGGAGGAUGCUACAUAUUCGCCACUGUAUGUAGAAAAAUUGGACCUUAAUGCUUCAGCAAUACAUGAUGAGAAUAUUGAGGACAGUAGUGCAAACAAGACAGAUGCUUCGGUCCAAAUGGAAAUGAUUGUUAAUUCUGUCUUUGAAGCAAGCGAAAGUCAGUCACGGAUUGAAGUUCUUAUCAAAUGUAUGCCAUGGAUACCUAAUUUUCUACAUCUAGACCGAGAAGAACUGAUCAAUGCAGUAUGUCAUUAUAAUGAAGAACUUUGUAAUGAGAACAAUCAUUCGAAAAAUGGUAGUGAUUUGGUCCUCGAGAGCGACGAAGAAAGGGAAGUAGCAGUUCCAAUAAAUACUUCCUAUACAAUUGAUUGCUGUCAUAGCGAUGCACAAGAAAAUAAAAAUCGUAAUAAUGAACAAAACACUGUCUCACUUCUAAAGGAUAAACAAUGUUAUAAAGAAUAUAAUGAAGUGUGUCAUUCAAUGAUGGUGUCUGGAGCAUCGAAACUUAGUGAUCAGUCUUUACUACGUGAAUUCCUGGAUAAUUUUUCUUCUUUCAAACUUUCCACAUCGAUGGAUCGAACGUGUACACACCUGGUUAUUUUCAAUGCCGAUGGUUUAGUUUGUGAAUUUUGGACAGUGAAAUUAAUUUACGCAUUGGUUAAUCACUGUACGAUUGUAUCAUAUUCGUGGUUAGAGAACUGCCUCAAUCAAAAAACUAUUCUGCCUACGCAUGAUUUUGAAAUUUUGCUGAAAAUAGAUGAAACUCUGAUAAGCAUAACUGCUCAACGUGCCCUUACUGAUCCCAGUACUUUAUUCGAUGGAUAUAAAUUUUAUGUCCCUCAAACUUUCUUUAAUACGCAACUGAUAGCAAGAGAUGUUUUUUUGGAAAUUGUCGAAUUGAGCGGUGGGGAAAUUGUGUCACAUGUUUGGGAGCUCCCCUCUGAACGCAGUUACAUCAUAUUUGCACCAGAUUGCUUUAAUCAAGAUGCUGCUCGAAGAUUUGAAUUGGAUAUGAAAAAGGAAGUGUUAAAAGCGGAUUGGAUUUUUGCAUCGAUUGGUCAGCAUCGCAUUCUAGACAGAGAGCCUUAUCGCCUUAUUCAUUCCAUAAGCUGA